Messenger RNA from Galleria mellonella (greater wax moth), 1566 nucleotides. RefSeq lists its product as uncharacterized. Gene Ontology annotation, biological process: proteolysis. The transcript has 9 exons. Lineage: Eukaryota; Metazoa; Arthropoda; Insecta; Lepidoptera; Pyralidae. Gene Ontology annotation, molecular function: serine-type carboxypeptidase activity. The record is from RefSeq and is a predicted model, not a curated record. The coding region runs from base 77 to 1426 and encodes 449 amino acids.
AAUUAUCAGCAUACAGUCGCUUUUAAAUCAACAGGGUUUUUGGAUGGCUGGUAGAUGACGUGAUAAUCAUUUCAGUAUGAAAAAACCUAUAUUACUCGGUAUAAGUUUAGCUAUUAUUGUAGGAGCCGGGUUAGGAGUGUUGAUUUGGUGGCUUGUUGCUGGACGCCAUUCCUCGUUUACCACAAUACUACUAGAAGAAAAUGCCCUAGGAACUAUACCAUACAAUGCUGCGUUCACAAGAAUACGAGGUGCUGGUGACAUCUUUUGGUGGUUUUACCCUACUACGCGAUCUGACCCGAGUUCACAACCAUUGAUCCUAUGGCUGGAUGGGGUCACAGGCAUACCCCCGAGUCUCCUCGCUAAUUUUGGAAUGUUCGGACCUUAUGACUUAAAUAUGAACGAAAGAACAAACUCAUGGGUUGACAAUUAUAAUUUGCUAUUUGUGGAUGCACCUUUGGGUACAGGCUUUAGCAAAGCAGAACGUGACAACCAAAUUCCCAAAUCUCUCGAGCAAAACAGCAAUCAUUUACUUAACGCCUUGGAGUCAUUCUACAAUCGUAACAGUAAUUACACGACAACUCCUUUAUACAUUUUCGGCGAAGGGCACGGUGCACAAUUAGCGUUAAGUUUGGCUAUCAAAUUGGCGGAGGAUGCACCUUUCGAGCACAAUCUAAAAAGAGUGGUCAUUGGCAAUGGAAUCAUAGAUCCAACUAUUGCACUUACCAAAUUGGGCUUUUAUCUUGAAGAGCUUGCUUAUGUUGACAACAAUGGACGUAAUGUAUUGGAAACAUUUUCUAAUGAAACAAGGCAGUUGGUUGCCGACGGUCAGAAUGGAGAAGCUUUUGACAAAUUCCUGUCGUUAGGACGAGUGAUCAAUGAAGAAGCUGGUGCAGUAGCUGUUAACUUGGCCUUUAUUGCGGAUAAACUCACUCGAGAAUCAACAGCUGUUGCAGACGACUUUGGAUUAAGGAAAUAUGUUCAAGAUGCUUCACAUUCUCGGUCUGAUAUUUUGAAGUUUAUGGACGAAACGGUAGCUCCUGCUCUCGGCAUUUCAAACGACAGAGUUUACGACGAGGGUCGUGUGGCCGUUCUGGAAGCUUUCAGGAAUGUUUUCCUAUUGCCAGCUGUUCACUUGAUUGAAUACAUCCUACAGAAUACAAAUUAUGCGGUUACUAUAUACAAUGGUAAUAUGGAUGCAGUAUCGAACACCCCUGGUCAACUGGAAUGGAUUGAAAAUCUUGAAUGGAGCGGCAAAGACGAGUUUAUUAGCAGCCCCCGUAGGACUCUUAUUGUAAAUAGUCGAGUGGAGGGUUACUUCCGAGAAACACCAAGGCUACAGUUCUAUUGGAUGAACGCUGCAGGACUAUCAGUUCCAUUUGAUAGCCCAGUUGCUAUGAGACGAGUUUUGGAACGUAUUCUAAUUUGAUAGUAGUAGUAUUUUGUUUAGUACCUACUAGAAGUACUGAUGAUCGAAAAUAUAAAAGACUACUUCAUUCCUAAUGUUUAUUUUUUCUUAGACUUUUUCAUAUUAUGAAAUAAUAAAAUUAUUUGGUCAAAUUUAAAAGU